UAUGGGCAUUUUGUUUAUAUUGUUCCGGCAGAAAAAAUAAAGAUUUUUUCCGAAAACAUAGUUCACAAUGACAAUUCUAUACAAAGUUCAAAAUUCAUUGGGCACCAAGGAUGGCUAUCUUUUACCCAACUGUGUAUUGUGCAAACUAUCGGUCAAGAACAUCGUAGCCUAUUGUGUUCACCAGAAUUUGCAGAGUACCCUUUCCGUAUGCGAUUUGGUUACACCUUGGAAAAGUUUCAAGUUGACGACAUCAAAGAACUUGAUAACUACUUUGGAAUGGAAUCAAACGGGAGAACUAUUAUUGGUUGGCUAUAAGCAAGGUGUUUGUGAAAUUUGGAAAACACGAAAUCAUGACAUUAAUAGCUGGAGACUUUUGUAUAAGGCCAAUUUGCCAUAUGAGGAGGUGAUACAGGCCAAGUUUUUCCACAACGGCAGGCAAAUGUAUUUCAAUACUCACAAAAAGGACCUGCAGGCAUAUGCGGAUAAAUUUGAACGUUCGGAUUUUCGUCCAUCCCUAACACACUUUGGCAAUACCCCCGUUGAAGGAUGUUUUGUUUUGUCCUCAUCAGGACUAAUGGGGGCUUUUGCUAUACCAAAACUAAUGCCUCCAAUGGCAGAUGCUGCGGGUAAUGCUGCCAUACAGCCUGUGGAACUAAAUAUGCAUACCUACAGUUUGGAACUCUCACGUUCCUACAUCACCCACAGCUGUGUGGGCUAUUGUCCGUCGGGGAAUUUGAGUGUGGUCGUCAGCUCAUGGGAUGAGCCCUUAAUUAAUUGCUACAAAGUGGCUGUAGAGAAAGAAAAUGAAGAUUCCCUGGGCCUAAAAUGUGGAUCUUUGACAAGCGUUUUCCUGCAAAAGGACGAUAUGGAAGGGAAAAAGGUUUCACACAUUCAAUGGCGAGCCAUCAAUGGAGAUGAGGUACUAUUUGUGGUUUAUGAUUAUAUGGAGGGCAGCUUUUUGGAACAAUGGAUAUUAACGAAAAAACACCAGCCUGUACACAAGUUGUUACAAAAGAAUAAAAGCGAUUUUGUCCAAUGGGAACAGUGGGAAAUAGCAGCAAAAUUAUCGCUUACAUCUCGAGUGUGUGACGUUUGCUUGACCAAGCUGCCUUCGGAGUCCAUUUUGUUGUUUGCCACUCUGAGGGAUAACUCUGUGCAAGUUCUUGAAAUGGGCCUGAAGAAAGUUGCCUCCACAGUAUUUGAAAGAAUGGCGGACGACCCGCAAAGGUUUCCUUGCAAAUUGAUGACAGCCGAUGUUACGUUUCUUAACCAGCUCUUGGUUUUGUUUGACAACUUGGGCCAGAUGUAUGCCAUGCAGGUGCCACAUUAUGAUAAGAAUUUUAAAAUGAAUCCCUUAUCACUGCCAGCGGCAUUACUAGAAUACAGUAUUGUGACCGGCAUUGAUGCUAGCGAUGUGUUGCUGCUUAACCUGCCCAAUUUGGAAGUGCUGGCCGAAAAAAUCACCGAAAAUUUCACCAGGCAACACAAUUUUACACGCCAAUUCUACUACUCAAACUUUCUAUCGCUGAAAAGCAACCUUUGCCGCAUACAAACAAAGCAACAGGACUUUGAUAAUCUUAUAACACUGCAUUCCAUUUCCAUAGCCUUCAAGAGCUUGUUGAGACCCUCGGAUUUGAGUUCACAAGAUAAAGGGCCAGCUGAAAAUCUCUCGAUGAUAUUGUCGGAUCCCAACCCACAGUAUAAUGAUGUGGACAAAGUGUUGUGUGUCCUCGAUGCCAAGGACUUUACUGUGGAGCCUACCACAUUGCAGAGUUUGCAACAACUCAUACAAUGGGUGGCAGAUUUAGCCUUGAGUAUUUUAAACAAACUACCCGAGGAAAUUAUGAAGGCCAAGUUCAACAAGAAGCAUGGAUAUGACAUAAGCCGAGAUAUGAUUGCCAUAAGCAGCAUUAGAGAACUGUUGGUAAUGAUACGUAUUUGGGGCUUGCUUAAUCCUCAAUGUUUGCCUAUUUACACAAAAUCUGUGGAAAAUUUCGAUGUACUUCCUGUGCUCUUUCGUUUGCUCACUCGGCUCUAUCAGAAUCCCAAUGAACCAGAUGAUGUUUUAUUGGACGAUUGCAGUGUCCUGUCCACUCAAGUUCUUAUACCCAGCCGUCAUUCCAAUGCUCCAACCACUUUGUUAAAUAGUCACGCAACGGCCAAACUAUUUCCAUUUGUUUUCCAAACGGCUGUAGAGCCUCUGGCUUUGCAAGAUCUGCACAUUGACGAAGUGGUUUUUGCCAACAGUUGCCGUGAUGAUGUAAGCAAUUUACACUUGGGCUCAAAGGUGAAGAGUGUGCGAAAAUGUAUACGUUGUGGAUUUAUUAACAACAUCAAUAAAACAGCAAAGACAGCAGCUUUGAAGGCAUGGUGCCAAAGGUGGCAAUACUGUCAUUGUGGAGGGUUUUGGCUUACUGUUUAAGAGCGAGUCGAGGGCAGAGCCCCUUUUUACAUAUGUAAGGCAAUGUAAUUUAAAAAUUAUUUUUACAAAUAUAUACUUCUUUCAAUUACUACA
Molecule: messenger RNA, 2515 nt
Organism: Stomoxys calcitrans (stable fly)
Lineage: Eukaryota; Metazoa; Arthropoda; Insecta; Diptera; Muscidae
Gene: MED16
Product: mediator of RNA polymerase II transcription subunit 16
Exons: 1
Coding region: 68-2422 (784 amino acids)
Biological process (GO): positive regulation of DNA-templated transcription
Cellular component (GO): mediator complex
Molecular function (GO): protein binding
Source: RefSeq, a predicted model, not a curated record